UAAAGUGUGCAAUUCAGUGGCUUUUGGUGUACUCACAGAUAUGGGUGGCCAUCACCACACGCGAUCUUAGAGCAUCUUCAUCAUCUUCAAGAGGAAACCCCAUACUUUCUAGCUAUCAUCUCUUCCUGCAUCUCCCCAAGUCCUAAGCAACCACUACACGACUCUGUAUCUAUAGAUUUCCUUAUUCUGGACUUUGUAAUGAAUGGAAUCACAUACUAUGAGGUCUUCAGUGACUGGCUUCCUUCACUUUGCAUAACAUUUUCGGGUUCACCUUGUAGCAGGUCUCAUCCCUUUUAAUGGCUGAAUAAUAUUUUGUUGGAAGGUUAGAUCACAUUUUGUUUAUCUAUUCAUCUGUUGAUGGACAUUUGGGUUGUUUCUACCUUUUAGAUAUUCUGAAUAAUGUUACUAGAAACCUUUGUGUACCAGUUUAGCAUGGACAUAUGUUUUCAUUUCUCUUGGGUGUACACCUACGAGUGAAAUCACCGGGUCAUAUGGUAACUCUAUGUGGAAUCCUUUGAGGAAUUUGUAGACUGUUUUCCAAAGUGGUUGCACCAUUUUUCUUUCCCAUGAAUGGAUAUAUGGGUGUUCUGAACUUUUUUAAAGAUUUAUUUAUUUAUUUAUUCUACAGAGAGAGACAAAGUGAGAGGAGGAACACAAGCAGGGGAAGUGGGAGAGGGAGAAGCAGACUUCCCGCCAAGCAGGGAGCCGAAUAUGGGGCUCGAUCCCAGGACACCCCUGGGAUCAUGACCCGAGCUGAAGGCAGACACUUAACGACUGAGCCACCCAGGCGCCCCUGGGUGUUCUGACUUCUUGACAUCCUUGCUAAGACUUACUAUCCGACUUUUUGAUGGUAGCCAUCCUAGUGGGUGUAAAGUAGUGUCUCACCAUGGUCUUGAUUUGCAUUCCUUGAUGGCUGCAUUUCCCUAAUAAUGUCUGUGCUCAUCUUUGGACUGCCCCAGCUUCUAUCUCCUCUCUAGUGUGGUGGAGCAGACAGUGAUAAGAUGAGCCUUGUCUCCUAGGAGCUAAGCCUCUUCGCCCAAAUGUAUGUGUUCCAGGUGCUUCUGACAGUUGCUGAUGGGGGUGUGCAGGCCAGAGCCCUAUGGGCCUCCUGCUGUCCCCAAGCAAAAUGGCUCUGGGCAUUGGGUUGACACCAGACAGUGGUUCCCAUGUUGUAUAAACCAUGCUGUGGAUUGUGCAACCUGUGGCCUCUGGCAUUGGUAAGAUAUUGGGGCGAUGGAGGUGGGAAAGAGGCUGUUGCUUCCUUUGGGGAGGUGAUCUCCUGACUUCUUAGCUGCUAAGCUCUUUGUCAGUUUCCUACUUCCUCUACUGGCUUUCCCCCCAAAUCCUUAGGGCUAACAAACUUGCCUGGGAUAUGUGGACUUGAUUUGAUGAUCUCUGGUUUCAGGACAUCUCUGUGCCUCUGUCUUCUUAUCUAUAAAAUGGGGAUAAUGCUACCUGCCUUACAGCUUUGUUGUGAACUUAAAUAAUUUGGGCAAAGCUGAUACCUGUGUCUUUGAGAAGAAUAUGUUUCUGAUGUGUAAGUUAAAUUGGAGGGAAUGUAUAGCUGGUUGACAGACCAGAUGAGAAGCUAGUCCUGGUCCAGGACUAUUCUGAGGAUAGUUAACAUUUACUGAGCUGUUACUAUGUUCCAGGCACUGUGCCAAGGGCUUUACGUUUGUUCACCUCUUUAUUUCCUAUGAGGUAAGAAUGGUUACUAUUACUCUAUUUUACAGAUGAAGAAGUUGUGGAUAAGAGUGAUUUAGCAACAUGCCCAGGGGCACAUGGUUAGUACAUGAUGGAGAUGGGAUUUGAAUCUGCAUGACUCCAGAAUCUAUGCCCUUCACCAACACCCUUAUAUUGAAUUAGAUUAAUAGCAUACAAGCAGGUAGAGCUUCCCCACAGGAAGUCAGAAAGUUGGGUCCAGAGCCCAGAAGAGAGACUAGGUUAGAGGAAGAGGUAUGAGGUCAACCACAUGGAGGUAAUCGUUGAGUUAUGGGGAGUCCUCACCCCAGAUAUUUAAGUGGGGUGUUUUAUGACCCAAAAGUAUGCAGCCAGAGAGAAGGGUCAGCUGGUUAGGUCAAGCAAGCAGCCUCGGACAGGAAGAAAAAUGAGAGAUGGGGACAAAGGCUGUCCUCUGUUGGAGGUUUUAUAUUUUGGGACUGACUUUCAUGAAGCCUUGGCGCAUGAUCCAAACAUUAUAUUGCCAUUAAGUGAAGAAAAGAUCAGCAGAUUUCUCUUGUUGUUCUUAGGCCAUUCUCUGAAGUAUCUCUUGCCACUCUUCCCCUUUUCCUAAGUAGGGCUUCAAAAUAGGAAGUGGCUAGGAGAUGAAAAAGGAAGUAGGUGAGAGACAGAAACACAAAGGAAACUGGAGCAAGUAGCAAGUGGACACCACAGGCUCUGUCACAAGCACCUGGAUUUGCUGGGGCACCAGACAGAGAGACAGGACCAUGUGGCUGCCCCCAUUUCUGCUCCUUCUCUGCCUCUCAGGCUCUUUGUCCCUGACGGGCCCCAGCUCUGUGACAGGCACUUUGGGUGGCUCUCUGAGUGUGCCAUGUCAGUACGAGGAGGGAUACCAGAGGCAUAACAAAUACUGGUGCCGAGGAGAGUUCGGCAUAACAUGUGAGAAGAUUGUGGAGACCAAGGGAGAAGAGAAAGAAGAGAGGAAUGGGCGUGUGUCUAUCAGAGACCAUGCUGAUAACUUCACCUUUAUAGUGACCAUGGAGAACCUUACUACAGACGAUGCUGGAUCCUACUGGUGUAGAAUUCAGAGAACAUGGUUACCUGACCCUUUAGUCCAGGUUAAUGUGUCUGUUUCUGCAGGUCCUUGCUCAGCAGUGUCCACUUCUUGCUCCUGGUCUUCCUGAAGCUUCCCCUGUUCUUGACAUUGGUGGGUGCUGUCCUCUGGGUGAACAGGCCUCAGAGGGGCUGUGGAGGAAAUAAGCCUAAUGAGGAUAAUCCACAAUGGUACACCGUCCCCAGGAAUGGCCUGUCCAGGA
This is a messenger RNA of Mirounga angustirostris (Northern elephant seal), 2996 nucleotides long. Its product is annotated as CMRF35-like molecule 2. Bases 2448 to 2864 code for a protein of 138 amino acids. The transcript has 3 exons. Gene Ontology annotation, cellular component: plasma membrane. The record is from RefSeq and is a predicted model, not a curated record. NCBI's taxonomy places the organism in Eukaryota, Metazoa, Chordata, Mammalia, Carnivora, Phocidae. Gene Ontology annotation, molecular function: transmembrane signaling receptor activity.